Messenger RNA from Apaloderma vittatum (bar-tailed trogon), 1308 nucleotides. Its product is annotated as sodium/hydrogen exchanger 5-like. Gene Ontology annotation, cellular component: membrane. The transcript has 8 exons. The record is from RefSeq and is a predicted model, not a curated record. Lineage: Eukaryota; Metazoa; Chordata; Aves; Trogoniformes; Trogonidae. Gene Ontology annotation, molecular function: sodium:proton antiporter activity. Gene Ontology annotation, biological process: sodium ion transport; proton transmembrane transport; regulation of pH. The annotation marks the transcript as partial.
UUUUCCACCUGUCAAGGAAGGUGACGUCCAUCGUCCCGGAGAGCUGCCUCCUCAUCCUGCUGGGGCUGGGCCUGGGGGGCAUCGUGUUGGCCGUGGCGAAGAAAGCCGAGUACCAGCUGGAGCCCAACAUGUUCUUCCUCUUCCUUCUGCCCCCCAUUGUCCUCGACUCGGGCUACUUCAUGCCCAGCCGGCUGUUCUUCGACAACAUCGGUGCCAUCCUCACCUACGCGGUGGUGGGCACGCUCUGGAACUCCUUCACCACCGGCGCUGCCCUCUGGGGGCUGCACCGAGCCGGCCUCAUGGAUCCAGGCGUCGAAGCUGGGCUGAUGGAUUUCCUGCUCUUCGGCAGCCUCAUCUCAGCCGUGGACCCUGUGGCGGUGCUGGCUGUCUUCGAAGAGGUCCAUGUAAAUGAGACCCUCUUCAUCAUCGUGUUCGGCGAGUCUCUCCUGAAUGAUGCUGUCACCGUGGUGCUGUACAAGGUCUUCAACUCUUUUGUGGAGCUGGGCCCAGCGCACAUCCACGCCACGGACUACUUGAAGGGGGUAGCCUCCUUCUUCGUGGUGAGCCUCGGGGGCGCGGCCGUGGGGCUGCUCUUUGCCUUCCUCCUGGCCCUGAUCACGCGUUUCACCAAGCGCGUGCGCAUCAUCGAGCCACUUUUUGUCUUCCUCCUGGCCUACGUGGCGUACCUUGCUGCCGAGAUGGUCUCGCUCUCCUCCAUCCUGGCAGUCACCUUCUGUGGGAUCUGCUGCAAGAAGUACGUGGAAGCCAACAUCUCCCAGAAAUCCCGCACCACGGUCAAGUACACCAUGAAGACACUGGCCAGCAGCUCAGAGACCAUCAUCUUCAUGUUUCUGGGCAUCUCGGCUGUGGACACCUCCAAGUGGGCAUGGGACACAGCACUGGUGCUGGGCACCUUGUUCUUUAUCCUGCUCUUCAGAGCUGUGGGCGUUGUCCUCCAGACCUGUGUGCUCAACCGCUUCCGCCUCAUCCCCCUGGACAGGAUCGACCAGGUGGUCAUGUCGUACGGUGGCCUCCGCGGAGCCGUGGCCUUCGCCCUGGUCAUCCUGCUGGACAGGGAAAAGGUGAAAGCCAAGGACUACUUCGUGGCAACGACCAUCGUGGUGGUGUUCUUCACUGUCAUUGUGCAGGGCCUCACCAUCAAACCCCUGGUGACGUGGCUGAAGGUGAAGCGCAGCGACCACCACAAGCCCACCCUGAACGAGGAGCUGCACGAGCACGCCUUUGACCACAUCCUAGCAGCAGUGGAGGACGUUGUGGGCCACCAUGGCUACCAUUACUGGCGGGGAA